Messenger RNA from Fragaria vesca subsp. vesca, 1508 nucleotides. RefSeq lists its product as uncharacterized. The transcript is spliced from 2 exons. Lineage: Eukaryota; Viridiplantae; Streptophyta; Magnoliopsida; Rosales; Rosaceae. The record is from RefSeq and is a predicted model, not a curated record. Gene Ontology annotation, molecular function: acyltransferase activity, transferring groups other than amino-acyl groups. Bases 43 to 1242 code for a protein of 399 amino acids.
UCCUCUUUGAUCUGGGCGUGAGGUUAAAUUAGGGUUUCAGAAAUGGGGUUAAAGGAAGCUGAAAUCCGAUGCUACGAUGGUGAAGCAGAUAGAGCUAGAGUGGAAGACCUUGAACGAAGAUGCGAGGUAGGACCAACGGAGCGAGUGUAUCUCUUCACAGACACUAUGGGUGACCCCAUAUGUAGGAUCCGAAACAGUCCGAUGCACAAGAUGCUGGUGGCCGAGCUGGACAACCAGUUGGUUGGAGUCAUUCAAGGCUCGAUAAAGUGGGUGACGGUUCAUAAUAAACCGCCGCCUGGACAGCAUGAGGCCAAUCUGUCCAGAGUGGGCUACAUCCUCGGCCUGAGGGUGGCACCACUCCAUCGUCAAAAAGGAAUUGGUUCCAGACUGGUGUGUUGUUUAGAGGAUUGGUUCGUAGCCAACGACGUAGAUUACGCAUACAUGGCUACCGAGAAGGACAACGAAGCUUCAGUCAGGCUUUUCAUGGAGAAGUUUGGCUACAUCAAGUUCAGGACACCUGCGAUUCUUGUAAACCCAGUUCGUUACCGGCCUCGCCACGUCUCUUCCGACGUUGAAAUCGCUAAGCUCAAGGUAGAAGAAGCUGAGUUUCUAUACAGAAACUGUAUGGCUUCCACUGAUUUCUUUCCCCAUGACAUAGACAAGGUGCUUGGGAACAAACUGAGCUUGGGGACUUGGGUGGCUUAUCCAAGAGGAGAGUCGUUUUGCAAGUUUGGGUCAAAUGGGGAAGCUAUACCAAAGAGUUGGGCUAUGAUUAGUGUAUGGAACAGCGGUGAGGUUUUCACACUGAGGCUAGGGAAGGCACCACUGUCUUGUCUGUUGUAUGCAAAAAGCUGGAGACUGAUGGAUAGGUUUUUGCCUUGCUUUAAGUUACUGCCUUCCAUGCCUGAUUUUUUCAACCCUUUUGGGUUUUACUUCAUGUAUGGGGUGUACCAUGAAGGACCAUUGUCAGGGAAACUGGUGAGGAAUUUGUGCCACUUUGUGCACAACAUGGCUAAAACUACAACUAAGAACUACUGCUGCAAAGUUGUAGUAACAGAAGUUGGGGGUUGUGACUCGGUACUAAGACAUAACAUCCCACAUUGGAAGUUGCUCUCUUGCUCUGAGGAUUUGUGGUGCAUAAAAGCCAUGAAGAUGAAUGAAGCAGACAGAACCAGCCUUCAUGAAUUGACUAAAACCCAACAAACAAAUAAAGCUCUUUUUGUAGACCCAAGAGAGGUAUGAUCGUAUGAGUGGUGAACAUAUAAUCAACCCAAAGUCUCCUCGGUCUGUCUCACCCUGAAUACCCCGCAGCCUGGUGAGUAUAUUUGUCUAUCGGGAUUGUACAUAAUCAUAUGCUUUCUAGUUUCUACAACUACAUGCCAUGAUUUUUCAUCACGAGUAAACCAUCAAGGGAAAAAGGGGGGUUUGAAUGUCUUGUUCCUAUCAUAUCGGUGACAGGAAAUCUAGAAAGAUUUCCUUAAUUAGGUGCCACCCUCGAAUGUCCUUGU